This is a messenger RNA of Paramecium sonneborni, 513 nucleotides long. Lineage: Eukaryota; Ciliophora; Oligohymenophorea; Peniculida; Parameciidae. The record is from the annotation of a GenBank genome assembly.
AUGUGUGAAAACUAUUGCAGAAUGCAUCUAUUAUCUUAGUUGAAGCAGAAAAAAAAUCUUGAAUAGAAUUAACCUUUAAUUUUAUAUCGUAAAAUCUCUUCUAUAGUGAAGAAAGCUAAAUAGCAAGCAUAAAAAUCAAUGGAAAAGACAUAAAUUUAAGCUGUCUUUGAUGAAACAAGAUUUUAAUCUUCUAAUAGACAAUCGAUUUAUAAGCAAAAUUAUUCGAAAGAAAUAAAAUACUAAAUUAAUCAUUAAAAGGAAUAGUAAAAUUUUUUAAAUUUCAAUAAAAAUGAUAAUUCAUCAAGAAAAUAUACAAACUCAAGAAUAAUAGAAAAAGAUUUUCUUUAAAAUGAUUAAUAAUAUUAGUAAUCUCCUUUGAAUUAUAGAAAUGAUCAUAAGAAAGUGAUAAUAUUUUCAUCAAGAAAUACUCCUUAAAGAAAUAAUAUAAAUAUUAGAAUAAAUUUUGAUACUUUGAGAAGUUGGAGAAGGUAUAGUUAGGAUAGUUCUUAAUGA